This is a messenger RNA of Triticum aestivum (bread wheat), 3922 nucleotides long. RefSeq lists its product as uncharacterized. The record is from RefSeq and is a predicted model, not a curated record. The coding region runs from base 17 to 1846 and encodes 609 amino acids. NCBI's taxonomy places the organism in Eukaryota, Viridiplantae, Streptophyta, Magnoliopsida, Poales, Poaceae. The transcript is spliced from 3 exons.
CAUAAGAAAUCAGGACAUGUUUAGAUCAGAGCAUAUACAUGGUAUUACCGAUGCAGUAGGUGAUGGGUGUGUGGAUGGCGACGCUGUUGGAAAGAGGACCAUUGUGCCCUCCAGUCACAUGGGUGGUCGUCGUUAUUUUAAUGAGAAUUUCCAUGAUGGCCUUGCUGUUUGUCGGGUGCAUGGUGCACCAGAUGUAUUUACCACUUUCACUUGUAAUCCCAAGUGGCCUGAGAUCACCGCUGCAUUGGAGCCAGGGCAGGCGUCUUCUGAUAGGGCAGACGUUGUUAUUAGGGUCUAUCACAUGAAGCUUGCCGAGUAUUUGGACGAGAUCAAGUCAGGCCGGGCUUUUGGCCCCAUUAAAGCUGUCCUGUAUACUGUUGAGUUCCAGAAGCGUGGGCUGCCACACGCGCAUAUACUUGUCUGGCGGAGAGGGGGCAACGAUGAGAUUGGUGUUGAAAAUAUUAAUUCAUUAAUAUCUGCUGAAAUACCUGAUGCAUUGCUUGAUCCUCUAGGAUAUGCUUUAGUUUCUGAGUUUAUGAUGCACGGUCUGUGUGGUGAAAUGAACGAUAAAUGUGUCUGCAUGAAAAAGGGUGUUUGUUCUAAAUAUUUCCCAAAAGAUUUUAGAGAUACCACUGUCAUUGAUGAUAAUGGGUUUGCCUUAUAUCGAUGUCGUGACGACGGUCGAAGGGUCUAUAAAAAUGGUCAUUACCUUGACAAUAGGCAUGUUGUUCCUUAUAAUAUGGCGAUGCUCAAGAAAUUUCAGGGACAUAUAAAUGUAGAGUGGUGUAACAAGACACAUGUUAUGAAAUAUCUCUUUAAGUAUGUCACCAAAGGUGCUGACUACUCUAAGGUCAUGUUAGAAAGGCUAAAAAAUUUGACUAAAUCUGGUUGCCGUACAGUAGAUGAGGUUCAGGAGUAUCUGAUAUGUCAGUAUAUAUGUGAGUACAAUGCAUUGUGGCGCAUAUUUGGGUUUGAAAUACACUUUAAAAUGCCGUCGGUUCAAAGGCUGACCGUUCAUAUGCCUGGCAUGAAUACUGUUUACUAUCGUGCUGGUGCUGACCUCACGAAAAUUGUUGAUUCCGACUUCUUGCGAAAGACUAUGCUUACCGAAUGGUUUGUUGCGAAUGAGACGUUCGAAGAUGCCCGUUCAUUAACUUAUUGUGAUUUUCCAACUGCUUGGACCUGGGACGCUAAAAGUAGGUCAUGGCAUCCAAGGGGUGGGGGUGAAAAGAUUGGCCGCGUGUAUUAUGUACAUCCUUUGAGUGGUGAGUUGUAUUACUUGCGCAUGCUUUUGAUGAUUGUUAAAGGGGCUAGGUCUUUCGAAGAUCUUCGAACAUAUGCUGGUCGUCUUUAUCACACCUUUAAAGAGGCUUGUGCCGCGCAUGGUUUGUUGGGAGAUGAUAACGAGUGGUACAUAGUGUUUGAUGAAGCAGUUGUUUGGGGGUUUGGGCAUCGACUUAGACAGCUAUUUGUGACUAUGCUCAUGCAUUGUUCUAUCAAGGAUGAGAUGGGUUUCUUUGAACGUUACUGCGCUAGCAUGUACGAUGAUAUCGAGCAUGGGUUCCGUCGUGCCCUGGGUAAUCCAAACUAUGUUGUUCCUCCUGAAAGAUUGAGAAAUAUGCUUCUUGACGAGUUGGCCGACGUUUUCUUGAAACAUGGUUCUGAUAUAAGAAGUUUUAACUUGCCGUCUCGCUCUGGCGAAGGUGAGCAGUCUGAUGAUAAUCGUCUAAUUCGUGAGGAACUGUCUUAUGAUGCAUGUGCUCUGUCUAAACAGUCCUUGGUUAUGUUUGAUAGUUUAAAUGAGGACCAAUUGGUUGCUUAUAAGACGAUUGUAGAGUGUGUGUAGGCGGGGAGCCCGGGCGUUUUUUUUUGUCUCUGGGUGCGGUGGUACUGGGAAGACAUACCUAUGGAGUGCAAUAUGUGCUUUCCUUAGGGGCUAGAGGAAGAUAGUGCUUACUGUUGCGUCGUCAGGAAUUGCAUCACUGUUGUUGCCUGGUGGGAGGACCGCUCAUUCUCGCUUUAAGAUACCUAUUCUUCUUGAAGAUAAUACACAUUGUGAUAUUAGAAGAGGCUCUAAGCUUUGUAAGUUGUUGAUGGUAUCUUCGCUUGUUAUUUGGGACGAGGCGCUGAUGACACACAGGAAAUGCUUUGAGGCUGUAGAUAGAACUUUGCGUGAUGUCCUCUCUGUGGCUAAUCCAGAUCUUGCGGAUAUUCCGUUCGGUGGAGUAGUGAUGAUCUUGGGUGGUGACCUUAGACAAAUCUUAUCGGUCGUUGAGGGAGGUACUAGGCCUCAGAUCAUUGAUGCGGCAAUCACGAAUUCUCCGCUAUGGCAUUCUGUACAAAAAUUGUCGCUUUUCUAUUAACAUGCGCUUGGGUGUGCAUGGUGCGGAUACCCAGGCGCAGAAGGAUGUUGCCUUAUUUAGCAGAUGGGUGCUAGAUCUUGGGGAAGGGAAGUUGCCUGUCACAAGGCGAGGCGAUGAGGUUGAGGCUUCUUGGAUACAGAUACCGGACGACCUCUUGGUUUGUACGUCUGGUGAUCCAAUAGCUGCUAUUGUUUCUUCUGUCUAUGGUGAUUUUUUGCAUAACUACUUGCAAGAGAGAGCCAUUUUAGCCCCUACCAAUGACCAUGCUGAGGAUAUUAAUGAUCAUAUUCUUGCAUUGGUUCCUACUGAUAGCAGAGACUAUUUGAGUGAUGAUUCUAUUGACGAUUCUUCAGAUUCUGUUAGGGACAAAGAUGUUUACUAUCCAGUCGAGUACCUGAAUGCAACUAAAAUUAUAAAUUUCCCAAAUCAUAGGCUGACUCUUAAGGUUGGUGUUCCGAUUAUGCUUCUUAGAAACCUGAGCCAAGCAAAUGGUUUGUGUAAUGGUACACGACUAAUUGUAAAAGAAUUAGGUGAUCGGCUUAUCGAAGCUGUCAUUAUGACCGGCUCACAUGUGGGUGAUACUGUUUAUACCCCCAGGAUUGAAUUAUUGGCAAAGAAGGGAAAUGCACCCUUUGUGCUUAGACGUCGCCAGUUUCCUGUUCGUGUGUGCUAUGCCAUGACAAUUAAUAAGAGCCAGGGACAAACCCUGUCUGCUGUUGGUAUAUAUCUUAAAAGUCCUGUUUUUUCUCACGGGCAGCUAUAUGUGGCAGUGUCUCGUGUUACGUCGAGGGCUUCCUUGAAAAUAGUUAUAUUAGAUGCUGAUGGCAAAUGUGGCUCUGAGACCAAGAACAUUGUUUUCCCUGAGGUCUUCCGGGCCGCGGGGAUGACUUAGGUUUGUGUAUGAUGGUAGUCUUCAUUUUGGUAGCUUUUGGCAUGCUUUUGUGAGUUGGGUGAUAUUUUGGGUGGCGACAUAUAGUGUUGGCUGAAUAAAUGUGUCGUUCCAUGCGAUGGGGGUGAUAUUUUGAAUGUUCGCGUGUCCUGGGAUUGGCUUUAUUCCGCGGUUUGGUUUAGAUUUACUGAGUUUAACGGUGAAGUUGUGUUUUGGUGCUGAUACUUUUGUAGUACAUGGCGAUGACUGAUCUACAGGCUCUUCUUGUGGGGAACAAGAACCUGACCAUCCGUGUGUAUGUUUCACGUCUGUAGCAGCAUUGUGGAUCCACUGACAAUGUUCCUAUCAAACACACUGACAUGGUCCUUUUGAUGCGCAGGUCUAACAUCUAUGCUGAGAUUGGUGAGAAUCUUGUGCCUAAGUUCAAUUGAGACAACCACAUCCAUGUUGUUUCUUGGCAUGGGCAACCACAUCUAUGCUGAUAUUGGUGAGAAGCACGUGCUAAUACCCUUUUUUGUGACUUGCAUUGAUAUUUUUCUUAUUUGACCCCACCAAAAUAUAUCUCAAUGCAGCUAUUCUCUAAUCUAAACAUGGAUGACUUUCAACAGCAUCUUAGUUUUCAUGCAUUUAGCAAGAGAAUGCUACUUUGUUACUUGGUUUGAUAAAAUAA